AUGUCGUCAUCCCACUCCCAGAUCAUCGAACACAUCGUCCUCUUCAAAGUCAAAGAAAACACCGAUCCAUCUGAGGUCAACUCCAUGGUGAGCCGUAUCAACGGCCUAAGAUCUCUGGAUCAAGUCCUCCACGUCAGCGCGGGACCACUCCUCCGCAUCCGAUCACCCAUCCUCACCUUCAGUCACAUCCUCCAUAGCCGGUACAAGUCCAAAGAAGACCUGAACGCCUAUACGGUGCACCCGCACCACGUGAGCGUGACCAAGGAAAACGCCCGCAUCGUGGAAGACAUCAUGGCUGUCGAUUGGAUCGCCGACAACCUCCCAGAAGGACACGUGGAAGUACCCCCGGGAUCCGCCGUGCGAGUGACCAUCUUGAAAUUGAAGGAGAGUUUUGGCGACGAGGCCAAAUCUGAGAUUUUGGAGGCAAUAAUCGGAAUAAGAGAUAAAUUUCACCAGCCGGGGACGACGCCGACGACGAGUCAGUUCACUGCCGGUCUGAACUUCUCGCCGGGCAGAGCGAAAGGGUUUUCGAUAGUGUUCCUGGCGAUUUUCAAGAGCGAGAGUGAUUUGGAGGCUGCGGAUUCCAAGCAAGAGUGGCGGACAUUUGAGGACAAGUUUAAAGAUUAUUUGGAUAGCUUGCUUCUUCUUGAUUACGUGGUCCCCCAACCACAAACCUGA
Molecule: messenger RNA, 678 nt
Organism: Ziziphus jujuba (common jujube)
Lineage: Eukaryota; Viridiplantae; Streptophyta; Magnoliopsida; Rosales; Rhamnaceae
Product: stress-response A/B barrel domain-containing protein UP3-like
Exons: 1
Coding region: 1-678 (225 amino acids)
Source: RefSeq, a predicted model, not a curated record